Solanum verrucosum is the source of this 742-nucleotide messenger RNA. RefSeq names its product AP-3 complex subunit sigma-like. NCBI's taxonomy places the organism in Eukaryota, Viridiplantae, Streptophyta, Magnoliopsida, Solanales, Solanaceae. The transcript is spliced from 7 exons. Gene Ontology annotation, biological process: Golgi to vacuole transport; intracellular protein transport. Bases 70 to 576 code for a protein of 168 amino acids. Gene Ontology annotation, cellular component: AP-3 adaptor complex; intracellular membrane-bounded organelle; membrane coat. The record is from RefSeq and is a predicted model, not a curated record.
AAUUAUUGAACAGAGAGAGCGAGACAAAAGAGUAGCUUGGCCAGUUCUGUUGUGAGAUUUACAGGAAGAAUGAUAAAGGCGGUAAUGGUGAUUAACACCUUCGGCAAGCCUCGCCUUUCGAAAUUUUACGAAUUCCAGCCAGUGGAGAAGCAACAAGAGCUCAUCCGCCACGUCUACGCAGUCUUAAGCAACAGGCCUGACAAUGUGAGCAAUUUUAUUCGGAGCUUAGGGGCAAUUUUUGGUCCGGAUACAAGGCUCGUGUAUAAGCACUAUGCUACCUUAUAUUUUGUCUUUCUAUUUGAUAACUCUGAGAAUGAGUUGGCCAUGCUCGACUUAAUACAAGCAGUUUUUGUAGAAACACUGGACAAAUGCUUCAGAAGUGUAUGCGAGCUUGAUGUAGUAUUCAAUUAUAGCAAGAUGCAUAUCAUUCUAGAUGAAAUAAUUUUAGGUGGUCAAGUGCUAGAAACAGAUUCUGUUGAAGUUGUGAGAGCAGUUGAAGAGAUUUCAAAAUUGGAGUCAACCACAAGUGCUGGCACAUUGAUCAACAAAUCUAUUCCGUCUUGGUGGGCUAGAUAACACAUGGUUCCUCUGUACAUUACCAUAUCUUAGUGUUGAAAAUGUACUAUAGAGAAUAUGACAUAUAUACUUUUUCAGUGUGGCAUGUUAACUGACUUCUCGAUUUGUAAUCAUAGCUGGAUACACCCUUCUCUGAGUUAUCGGAUUUUCUUUAUAGGAUCCUUCA